UUAAGUUUCUAUUUCACUUCCGUCAACAAAAUGGCAGGUGACUCUUGGUUAUCGGACUAUGACAACUGCGCCCAGCUAGGCCAGCAGAUUAUGGUGAAGAUUAACGAGAGAAACAAGAAUCAAAGAACCAGUUCAGCUUACACUAAGUUAUCUGCCCAUGUCAGGACAUCGAUGAAACAAUUUUCCGGUGAUGUAAACAAACUGCGCCAGAGUUUAUUGAGAGCAUCAUCAUCUUAUCACAUCACCCAGCGUGAGGUGGAGCGGAGACAGAUAAUGAUUGACAGCUUGACCACCAAGGAGAAACAGCUUGACCAGGCCUUCAGAAACGAGUCCGGAUCCUCCAGGAGUUCAUUACUGGGUGCUGAAACAUUUAGUUCUAAUGAUCCCUGGGGCAUGAGUGAUGAACCGGAACAGUUCCGUGGUGUUGGCAAUGCAGAUAUUCAGACUCAACAGCAAGAUGUUAUUAGAGAACAAGACGAGGGACUGGAGGCACUGUCACAUGUCAUCUCCAAACAGAAACAGAUGGCUGUGGACAUUGGAAACGAAGUGGACGACCAGAACAUACUGAUUGAUGACAUCACUGACCGCACGGACCGGACAGGUGACCGGCUCAUGAAGGAAACGAGACACAUUAAAAUAGUCGACAAGAAGUCAGCUACUUGUGGCUACUGGGUGGUGAUAAUCUUACUGUUUAUUGCCAUGAUAGUGAUAGUAGCUGUGCCUUACCAUGGGAAAGCUUGAUCUUAGUCAGAGUUUGGUACUGGAUUUGCAAAAUACUACCUUGGACUAUUUAAACAUGUAUUGAUGUAAUAAUACUAAGAUGUCUCGACAGGUUGAUCAUUGUGCAAUAACAGUCAACAAGAAACAGCUGAUGAAGCUAGGCAUUGUUUCUGUAAUAAGUCAUACAUUUGUGUUUCAUUCAAAACUAAAAAUGACCCUACAGAGUUUUAUAACAUCUACCCUAAUACCCACCCACACCCCCAACACCACAAAAAUGGUUAACUUAUCUUCCAUUCAAUUUAAAAAAAAAAACCCCACAAUAUAAUAAAUAAUGUUUUUUGUUAAAUUGAAAUAUUUCUUAUGAUGUAUAAGCAAAUUUAUAUAUAUAUAUAUAUAUAUAUAUAUAUAUAUAUAUAUAUAUAUAUAUAUAUAUAUAUAUAUAUAUAUAUAUAGUUAUCAUAAUCAAGAAUUAUUGUAUAUCUUGUAUUUUGUUUCUCUCUCUCCCCAACAUCCACGUUUUAUUUAUUUUUUUAUUCUUAAUAUUUAGUGUGUAUAUUUUCACUGCAUAUAUGGGACUGUUAAUAGUCCUGUAUACAAAUCGUGGACGCUGGAUGCUGUGAAUUAAUGUUUUAUACUGUCCAAAUCACACUGUUCAAAUGUGUGCAGGUGAUUAAAACCGCGCCGACUUACACACUGUUAUUUCAUCGUAUUUCAUCAUACUGUUCCAGUUUUGUAUGCUGUUAAUAUGUUAUAGUGGACAAUGUACAAAUGGUAUGGUGACAGCAAAUGGCAAAACUGUGUAAUAUGUAAGAGUUAUUAUAUUUCUAAACAUGAACCUGUAAAAUAAUGUUUAGCUGUACCAUACAUAAUGUAACUGUGUAAUUAUGAAGAUAUGUUAUUUUUCAUAAUAGAUGUAUGUAAGUACAUCA
This is a messenger RNA of Gigantopelta aegis, 1649 nucleotides long. Its product is annotated as syntaxin-8-like. The transcript is spliced from 9 exons. The coding region runs from base 31 to 741 and encodes 236 amino acids. Lineage: Eukaryota; Metazoa; Mollusca; Gastropoda; Neomphalida; Peltospiridae. Gene Ontology annotation, biological process: vesicle fusion; intracellular protein transport. The record is from RefSeq and is a predicted model, not a curated record. Gene Ontology annotation, molecular function: SNARE binding; SNAP receptor activity. Gene Ontology annotation, cellular component: endomembrane system; SNARE complex.